UUUUAAAUUUCUCUAAAGCCUAAACCAUCAAAUUAAGCAAACUUGGAGCAAUUAAUUAUCUCUCUGUUUCCAAUCUCUAUAACGGAAGAUCAAGACCAGAAUGGAUUUUAAUUUGGAUCUUUCCCAAGGAAUAACGUAGCUAAAUUUCCUCUCAAGUCAUGUACUUUCUUAUAGUUUUGCCCUGGACGUAGAAGAACGAGAAAAAGACCCUUCUUCUCAUUUGAAUGUGACAGAGCUAUUAACUGUAAGGCAGUUGGAUAGUAGUUUCCACAAUCGUGAAAGAUACCAACUAGAGAUGGAGGUUGUUGAGACAUGUGAAAAAGGAACUAUUUCUUCUGCAAAGCCUUCCAGCAAACGUAGUUUUCUAUCAACUGAUGAUGAAGUUGUGGGCUUUGAGAAAGAUGCAGAAAGUAUAAUGAAGAAAUUGACUGGUGGAGCAAAGGAGCUAGAUGUCAUCUCAAUCUUUGGGAUGCCAGGUCUCGGAAAAACAACUUUGGCCAGGAAAGUCUACAACAAUCCUUCUAUUGUUAAUCACUUUGGUGUUAAAGUAUGGGUUCCUGUUUCGCAAACAUAUAAUAGGAUGAAGUUGUUGAUUGAGAUUUUCAAACAAGCAACUAGUGAUAAGAGAGAAAUCAUGGAGGACAUUGACAUAGCGGACAAGUUGCAGAAGAGUCUAAAAGGCAAGAGAUAUCUCAUUGUAUUAGAUGAUAUAUGGAAAGUCGAAGCAUGGGAAGAUUUGGGAUUAUGCUUCCCUAAUGGUAAAGAUGGAAGUAGAGUAAUUGUAACAACUCGAAUUGAAGAAGUGGCUAAGCAUCUUCAACACCGUAGUGAUCCUUAUUGUCUUAGAUUUCUGACAACGGAAGAGAGUUGGGAAUUACUACAGAAGAAAGUAUUUGGAGGCGAGAGUUGUCCUCCGAAUCUACGGGAAGCAGGGUUACAAGUUGCAGAACACUGUAAGGGAUUGCCCCUUGUGGUUGUCCUGAUUGCUGGAAUUAUUAUGAAAAUGGAAAGGGAGCCAUCCUUGUGGCUUGAGGUUGCAAAUGACUUAAGUUCUCAUGUGUUAGGAGAGCAAAGCAUGAAGGUACUGCAAUCAAGUUAUGAUCAUUUAGAAGACCACUUAAAAUCAUGCCUUCUUUACAUGGCAUUCUUUCGAGAAGACGAGAAGAUUUUUGUAUCUUAUUUGCUACAAUUAUGGAUGGCUGAAGAGUUUGUAGAUAAUAUUGACACAGAGAACAUAGAGGAAACAUGUAGAAUUUGCUUGAAUGAUCUACUUAAGAGAAGCCUAGUGAUGGUCUCUAAUGCGAGUUUUAAUGCAUGUGAUGACAUAGAAUACUGCACAGUUCACGAUGUAGUGCGUGAGUUUUGCUUGGCAAAACUUACAGAAGAAAAGUAUAUGCAGUUGAUAGUGCCAUACAGUCCAAAUCAACAUGUGUAUUCCAAGGAAUCGCGGUUAUGCAUUUAUAUUCAUGAUGAUCUGGUUGAACAAUUAGAUCGUUGCGAAUAUUGGCUGGAUAGGAUUCCAAUGCUCGAGUCCAAGCUGGAAACUAAGUGUUCUGGUGAAUGGCCUAAGCCUUUGGAGUUCAUUGCUCAUCCAGUACAAUUCAUCACAUGGAAUUAUUAUCGAUCAGAUCUUUUACCUUUACUGGUUAAAUUAAGACUUGUUCGAGUGUUACGUUUGAUGAAUGCCGCCUUCUUGCCAAGUUCUUGGACUACUGCAGUACAAUCUCUAACUCACUUGAGAUUCCUUGAAAUUUUUGUCAAUGAAUUUGAUUUCGAGUGGAUUUCUCACCUACUCGAUCUUCAAACUCUAAAGGUUUAUUUAUGCAGCUACAAUCCAAUUACAUUGCUCGGUAUAUGGAAAAUGACAAAGCUAAGGCAUGUGAAUAUAACCAAAUUUUCCUUGGUAUGGGAUGACGAUGACCGGGCAGUUUUUGAACAAUCUUCAACAACUAUGCUAGAGAACUUGAAGACAUUUGGCAUGUGCUGUACAUAUGUGGAUGAUAUGAAUCCAAGUUUCUGGUGGAGCUUCCCCAAUCUUGAACAACUCUGCCUCAAAAUUCAAGAUGUACCUUGCCGUCCUUUGUUUCCUAUACCAGAAGUUCAUACUCACCUUCAAUCUCUCGAACUUGAAGUCAAAAAAGGCAGGAAAGGAUACAAUACUUCAGUUGGAUGGGACGAAUACUUUGUCUUCCCUUCAAAUCUUAGGCGUUUGAGCAUUCGCAACAUGUCACUAACGGAAAAGAUAGUGGCAAACAUUGCAAGAUUGCGGAUGCUUGAGAGUCUUACAUUAAUAAGAGGAUUUCGAUUCUGGAAUCUGAACUACUGUUGGGACGUUAGAGAUGUCGUGUUCCCUGCACUCAAAUACUUGACAUUACAGAUUAAGGAUUUGACAGAAUGGAAAGCUUCAGAGGAAUCCUUUCCCAUGCUUGAAAAACUAGUUAUCAAAGGUUAUUGCUACCUUGAGGAGAUCCCACCUUGCUUUGUGGAUGUUCCAACGCUCCAACUUAUUGAAGUAGAAGACUGCAUGGAUUCUCUCGGAGUUUCAGCUAUGAAUAUCAAAAAGGAAAUUGAAGAAACUACAGGAUGUGACAGUCUCCAAGUUCGUAUACUGGAGUAAUUAAGCCACCAGUUCAGCACUUCUUUUCCAUUUGAUCAUAUGGAAAAUAGUUUUUAUUAGCUUCUGUGUCUUGCAUUAUUAUUUUUAUCAUACUUAAACAGCAGGUUGGAAUUCUUCUACUAUCAUCUUUGUUCUGUAGUUUUCCACUUCAUUACUACUAGUACUGUUAGUAAACUGUGUUCAAGGCAAAAAAUCAGAAAAGUAAAAAAUCUGAAAAGCAGAACAUAGAACAGAAAUGUAAAAAUAUUUCGAGUC
This is a messenger RNA of Nicotiana tabacum (common tobacco), 2872 nucleotides long. RefSeq names its product putative late blight resistance protein homolog R1B-16. The record is from RefSeq and is a predicted model, not a curated record. Gene Ontology annotation, molecular function: ADP binding. Lineage: Eukaryota; Viridiplantae; Streptophyta; Magnoliopsida; Solanales; Solanaceae. Gene Ontology annotation, biological process: defense response to other organism.